Messenger RNA from Drosophila bipectinata, 987 nucleotides. RefSeq lists its product as uncharacterized. NCBI's taxonomy places the organism in Eukaryota, Metazoa, Arthropoda, Insecta, Diptera, Drosophilidae. The record is from RefSeq and is a predicted model, not a curated record.
CAGGCUAACCAAAUGUCCUAGAAAUUUUUUAAAAGCUUUGAAACAGGAAAAUUAAGAAGUCGCGAACCUUUCCCAAGAUCGCUCGCUUAAAUCUGAAAUGGUUGUGAACUGUUGUAAAGUAAUUGCAGUAUCAGUAGAAUUAUUUAUAUUUAGCCGUAUUGCAUAUUGUAAGAGUGGUGCACUAGACACCUUACACCAUAGAUCUAUUCAAAUUAAAAGUUAAGGGUCAAAGUCUCAGUACUCACUUGUUCAUUAAUGGUGCAGUGAAAGGUGUAUUUUCCAAAAUGAUUAUAUUAUAAGUGAAUCGUCGAACCAUACUUAAUAAGUCCUAAACGGUUCAGAAAAUUAUCAAAAAAAUUUAAUAACAAAAAACUUCAAGCAUAAUUAAGUAAUAUUCCAAACUGGAGACAAGAAAUUGAUGUUGGCCUUGCACUGCUGAAAGCCUAUCUCAUUAUCCCAUCUAUGUGCCGCUAAUCUGAAAUGAUGAGUUACCAAAAAGGCCUGAAGGACCCAAGCCUGGACAGGCACGUCGGCAAAGCCAAAUCACGGCAUUUUACGGUGAACGGUCUAAGUGCCAAUAACACGCUUCAGCAGCAACAGUACAACCUGCCGCCGUCGAAUGACACUCGCAAUAUAUACAACAAUCCCUAUAUUCCGCCGCAGCAGCAACAACAACAGCAACCGCAGCAAUCACAGCAGCAGCGAACAGCCCACCUGUUCAAGGCCCUGGCUGCCUCGGCGACUGGAAGCAACAGUCUGACCCAUCCGUACGACUUUUCCAACUCGUCAUCCUCCUCGAACGCCAACAACGAGCUCCAGGGAUCAUCCUCAUCGGAAGCCGACAACGCUUUUCUAACUCAUAAUAACGUUAUCCCCCGCUUCCGCUACAUCAACGAGACAGAUCCGAGUGGGAGGGCACAGCCAGGGUCACCACUGCCAAGUCAACAAACGGCAACCCCCAAGUUCAACGCCGAGAUUCUCAAUUAG